CGUUUUGCAACGAAUCGAGGCGAACGAGUCGAACUCAGAAGAAACGCGACGCAUUCGAGGAAAGGGAAGAUUUUCGCGGUUAGGUGUGCGCGCCUGUUCACCGAACACAGUGAAUUUCUCUUCGCAGCUGACGAGAAUUCCGAGUCGAUGAGAUCGAAGCAGAGGGACGCGAGCUGAAAACGCGCGGCCGCCGUCGUUGAAGGCUACUUAAAACGACCGUUGAGCACUCGUCGGGGUGCUCGAAUUACCUACAACAGGUGGCCCGCAACUCCGCCAAUACGAGCGAAACAUCUGCAACUCCGGGCGGCUUGUGGGAGUGCAGCAAGUGCCUGGACGAGAUGCGGCUGAUGCAGAGGUUGGCGAUCAGCGGACUCCUGUCCGUGAUACUGAUCGUCCUUCUCACCGGCACGUUCGUCACGCGUCGUGAUCUCGCGAACGUGGUGGAGCGUGGGGCGGCGCCCGAGGAGCGCGGCAACGAGCAGCAGCAGCAGCAGCAGCAGGCGAACCCCCCCGCAUGGGUGCAGAGUAACGUGAUCCCGGGCCAGGACGAGGCGAAACCCCCCCUCGAAGAUAAGGAUCGAUGGGCCGACUCGAGGCAGAGACAGUCGGAGCCGUCCGCGGUCGGGCCCCCGCCGCUCCCCGUCCCCGGCCCCUACGUCAUUAAACCGCCUAAUCCACCCCUGGAUGACGUGACUAAUCAGCGCCGCGAGAAGAUCAAAGAGAUGAUGAAACAUGGCUGGGACAACUACGUGAGAUACGCGUGGGGGAAGAACGAGCUGAGACCGAUCUCGAAGAGGGGUCACAGCGCGAGCAUCUUCGGCGCGUCGAACAUGGGGGCGACCAUCGUUGACGGCCUCGACACUCUCUACAUCAUGGGCCUUCACGACGAAUUCAAGCAAGGCCGGGACUGGAUAGCCGAGAACCUCGACUUCGAUAUCAUUAUCGUGCUUCUAAAAUCUGAAAUUACAUUACGAAAUUAUAUUCUUACGUUGUCUGAGACUUUUCCUCUACUGCUAUUUUUUUUACGAUAUAUUUACUAUAUUACAAUUAUUCCAUACGUUGAAUUUUUAUUCAAUCACAUACGUACAGAAGAACAUUCGUUACAAGAUACGACAGAAAUACAAAUACAAACGAAAUAUCUUGAUAUUUCUAGUCAUAUCAUCUACUUUUUUGGCUGCGUGACUUUCGCUUUUAUUGCAGCGAGCAUCAUAUUCCUAGUGAAUCCGAUAAUAUUGGAUUCCAUAAUGCCUUUAAACGAAUCUCGCGUUCAUUUCAAUGUCUCCUUUCUUUUCGACGAUCAAAGCUUGUAUAUUAAAAUUUUUUUAAUCUUAAACUGCAUGUUAAAUGUAUCAUUGGGAUUAUUAUGUAUAAUGGGUACAGAAUUGCUCACUAAUAUUUUUAGUUAUUAUAUAUGCAGACAAUUUCAUAUCGCCAGUUAUCGAAUACGAAAAAUCAUUGAGGAUCUCAGUAUGCCUCUAUCCAAGCAAAUAGAAUUGAAACUUAUAGACAUACAUCGAGUUGUGGACAUUCAUAACGACGCAAUCAAGCAUAUUAAUUUAGCCACAAGUAAUGCAGCGACACAAUAUCUGCUGGCAAUUGUUGUCUGCAUAUUGUCAUUCUCUGUAAAUCUUUAUCGCGUAAGUAAUUUUUAAUGUAUUGCAAUUUAUCAA
Molecule: messenger RNA, 1670 nt
Organism: Apis florea (little honeybee)
Lineage: Eukaryota; Metazoa; Arthropoda; Insecta; Hymenoptera; Apidae
Source: RefSeq, a predicted model, not a curated record